AUGUCUCUGAACCAGAUGCAAAUCAAGCAGGAGCUGCAGCUCCCCCCCGGUUUGGGUAAAACCACCCCAAAACAGAGCCCGGAGCAUCCCCAGAUCCCGGUGCCCGAGCCGCUCCCGGCAGCGGCGAAAUUCCCGGAAAAGGCGAUCCCAGAACCGGGAAAAGGAGAAACUGCCCUGCCCCAGGAGCAGCAAACCCAGAUCCCGGAGGGAUUCCCGAAUCCCGGACCUGCUCCGCGCCUGGAAGAGAAAUCCUGCCCGGAACCGACGCUGGAGAAGCAGGAGGAGAAGCAGCAGUGCCAGGAAAUCCCGGUGUCCAUCCCAGAAAAACAGGAGUGCAAGGAAAUCCCGGUGUCCAUCCCAGAAAAACAGGAGUGCAAGGAAAUCCCGGUGUCCAUCCCAGAAAAACAGGAGUGCAAAGAAAUCCCGGUUUCCAUCCCUGACCCUGUCCCGUGUGCCCAGGAAAAGCAGGAAUGCAAGGAAAUCCCGGUGUCCAUCCCCGACCCUGUCCCGUGUGCCCAGGAAAAGCAGGAAUGCAAGGAAAUCCCGGUGUCCAUCCCAGAAAAUCAGGAAAAGCAGGAAUGCAAGGAAAUCCCGGUGUCCAUCCCAGAAAAUCAGGAAUGCAAGGACACCCCUGUCCCCAUCCCAGUUUCAAUCCCUGAACCCACCCCGUGUGCCCAGGAAAAGCAGGAAUGCAAGGAAAUCCCAGUGUCAAUCCCAGAAAAACAGGAAAAGCAGGAAUGCAAGGAAAUCCCGGUGUCAAUCCCAGAAAAACAGGAAUGCAAGGAAAUCCCGGUGUCCAUCCCAGAAAAUCAAGAAAAGCAGGAAUGCAAGGAAAUCCCGAUCCCGGUGCCCAUCCCGGAGCAGCGCUCCCUUCCCGAGAAAUUCCCUCCCCUGGAGCAGCAGCUGGAGCAGCCCGGCCCGUGGCAGAAAUAG
Agelaius phoeniceus (red-winged blackbird) is the source of this 933-nucleotide messenger RNA. RefSeq lists its product as uncharacterized. Lineage: Eukaryota; Metazoa; Chordata; Aves; Passeriformes; Icteridae. The record is from RefSeq and is a predicted model, not a curated record.